Lactuca sativa (garden lettuce) is the source of this 447-nucleotide messenger RNA. Lineage: Eukaryota; Viridiplantae; Streptophyta; Magnoliopsida; Asterales; Asteraceae. The record is from RefSeq and is a predicted model, not a curated record.
AUGGGAGAAAAGAAGGAUAGGAUUAGUUGGAAGGUUCAAGGUGUAGAAAAAACGUUUCUAGAAGCUUGUUUACGUGAAGUUACGGUGAAUGAGCGGGAAGGGAGUAGUUUGAAAGCAUUAUCUUGGAGGAAUGUAGCUGAAACAUUAAAAAUUGAACACAACUUUAUUGCGGACCAAAAACAAAUGAAGAACUGCUAUGACUACCUAAAGUCAAAGUUUGUCAAACAAACAUGUGGAUUUUUUCAGACAUAUGCCAUUACCCUACCCGACCUUUGCACACAGUUGUUUGAAGGCGCAACUGCGACAGGCAUAAAUAGUUGGGGACCAACUUCUACCCUUCCCCGUCCUAUUCAAGAGUCAAGCCACUAUAGUUUGCAUGACUUUGAUGACAUCGAUUGCACUCAACAAGAAACUGUAGGUCUCAGUGACGAGUCAUCUGCUCAAUAA